Vitrella brassicaformis is the source of this 2787-nucleotide messenger RNA. Lineage: Eukaryota; Vitrellaceae. The record is from the annotation of a GenBank genome assembly.
AAAAAGAGAAAGACGAAUCACAAUACUUCGACAAACAACAACGAUGACAUCCCGUUCGCACCGCGACGACCCCUCGACUGACGCCGAGAUAAGUGCCCCGACGAGCAAUGCAGUGGUGGACGUCCCCAAGGACGGGCAGGAGCAGCACGAGGACAUGCGCCGCAGCCUCAUACACGAAGAUGCGCUCAAUGGCGGCGAUGCCGCCGACAGCGAAGUGGACGAGGGAGAAGGACAGGGCGAGGGAGGCGUUGUGGUAAGUCAGCCACACACACACACACACACACGCACGCACAAGACAGCAAUGACAAUCGUGAUUUGAGGAGUACCCACGAGAUUGCAUGUGUGGUGUGCUGUGUGCUACUUACUGUGUGUGUCCAGGUGAGGAGGUUGGGUCAGACGACUGUUGUGUUUCUGUUGGCUUUUGUGGUCAUCAUCACGGGGGCUUUCAACUACGUCACGGGCAAGAUAAGGGCCAAACCGCUGGGUGCAUACGAUGUGAGUGAGUGGGCUGCACGGGGACAGACAUCGACCCAACGACGGACGGCCAUGAAGUACUGUUGCUUGGCUUGCUGUGUGUGUCAGUACUUCGUAUCCUUGUUCAACUCGAUGGCCUACUGCGGCCUCUACUGGGCCAUACUGGUGAGUGAGUGUCCAUAGGAACACGUGACGGCAUAGAUUCACCACCACUGCCUUGGUGGAUAUACGUGUGUUGUGGUGUGAUCCAUUCAGUUGGUCCGCAUCGUCAGCGGUCAGGUGACCCCCAAGCAGCUGAGCUACGUGUGGCGCAGCGAGGUGCCCUCCAGGCCUUCAUCAUUCGCUGGCGGGGCCUGGAAGUGGUUCGUCCUCACUGGUAGGCCACACCAUUGAUCCCACCGACCACAAACACAAACACGAACACGUAUGCGUGUCUGUGUCUGUGUGUGUGUGCAGGUCUGUUUGACAGCUGCGGCAACAUCUUGGGAUUCAUCAGCCAGCCGUACGUCAGCGGAGCCGUAUACAGCCUGAUGAACCAGACCAUCGUGCCCUUCACGGCCAUCGUGUCGAUGAUCAUGCUGGGGAGGAAGUACACACUCUGGCAGGUCUGCGCCAUCACCGUCGUGGUCUGCGGGGCCAUCCUGGCCCUCGUCCCCGACCUCAGUGCCCACCCCACCGGCGGCAGCUCACACCACAUGCAUGCCUCGGAGUCCCUGGGGUUCGCCCUCCUCACCGCUCUGUCGACGCUGCCCUCCGCUCUGUCCUUUGCUCUCAAGGAGAAGAUCUUCCGCAAGUACGCCCACCACCACCAUGGGGGCGACGGUACGCCGCCCGAGUCGCUAGACCUCUUCGUCGUUAACUCACAUGGGAGCCUGUUUGGGCUGCUGUGGGUGCCGCUCGCACUGCCCCUCAACAUCGUCUUCGGCCAGGUGCGCAUGGGAGGGUCGGGCGCGUGAUUCGGUCGGGUCGAUGCACUUGUGUCCAUGUCUCUCUGUGUUGUGGGCGUUCAUUCAUUCAGACAAACGGUCAGCCGUUGUCUCAGUACGUGGUGGACGGCUUCUCGUGUUUCGGUGGCGUGACGCCCGACAGCUGUCUGUGCUACGAGCGCAACUGCCAAGCGUGGGGGUGCUGCAAAUACGCAUUCAGCACUUACAUGGUCUAUGUAACGGUAAACCUCGCAUUCAACAUCUUCCUACUUGGUACGCAACAAACACACAAACGUGGCUCAGUCAGUAGACAGACAGGGAUUGUGACAUUGUGUCAUGCGUGUUUGUGUGGGUGCGGUGCGGUGCGGUGCGUGUGUGUCAGCUUUGCUUAAGGUGGGGUCGGCCCUGCUGGCCUUCAUCUGCCUCAAGGUGGGCUCGUGUGUGUGAUUGACUGGCCGAACACGUACCUUGGCGUGUCUGUGUUGUUGGCCAGGCUGUGUUGCCCUUAUCGAUUCUGCUAUUCGCCGUGUAUCCCUGGCCGCUGCUCGACCAGAGUGACACCAGAGUCACGCCAUACACAUGGGUGAGUGAGUCGAAGAAGGGCAGGGAGGAACCGAUGGAUGCGGUGGUGUUGGCUGGCUCUUCCUGCAGGUGAGUCUGGUGAUCAUCUUGGGUGGUGUGGUGUGGUACAAGAUGACCGACAUACACAAGGAGGCCAUCAAGAAGAAAAAGUUCGAGGGCCACGAGCCGCCAUGCCUGUGGCCCCUCCCCCUCUUCAAACGGUCAGUCAGCCGGAUGCAUCCACUCACGGCCCAAAGCACAACCACUGCAUGUCGAUCUGCAUGCAUGGCUGCGUGUGUCAAGGGGUGCUGCAGAUCUCCUGGCGUCCGCCAGCCGUCGCGUCUGCCGUCGUCGGCGCGCAACGACACCCACUGAGAGCCGCACGCCGCUCACACAAGAGGGGGAGGACAGCAGUGACCCCGCAACCACCGCUAGAAGGGCGCAUGUGCCUGGGAGAAAAGACAGCUAGCUCAGCUGAGCAGCCAGAGAGAGAGAGAGAGAAGAUCUGGCCGGCGGUCCCCGGGAGUGGGAGGCGGGUGUACGGUGUACGAUAAAACACACACGCCACGCCAUGGGCAGGGCAGGCUGAUCAUGCGACUGACGAGAGGGAGUUUCUUGGUGGGUUGGUCGGUUUGGUGUUGUUUGUCAUGUGUUGUGUUGAGCGUGUACAUACAUAAAGAUCCAAAGGUAUGAGUGACUGUCUUCCUCUCGAGCCAGGCUCGGUGUACAUUUCGUGUUUGCAGCGACUCACAUUCAUGGACAGUGCAUGGCUGAGCCACGACGCUGUCUCGGUUUGUCUCCUCUUGUACUGCAUGGGGCGGCUCGG